This is a messenger RNA of Plasmodium gaboni, 5337 nucleotides long. RefSeq lists its product as hypothetical. Lineage: Eukaryota; Apicomplexa; Aconoidasida; Haemosporida; Plasmodiidae. The record is from RefSeq and is a predicted model, not a curated record. The coding region runs from base 1 to 5337 and encodes 1778 amino acids. The transcript has a single exon.
AUGAAUACACAUAAAAAUAAUGAACGUUUUGAUGAAUAUUCUUUGAAUAAUAAUUUAAAUUUGAAUGCAUACCUAAACAUGUCAAAUGAGGCUCAAAAUAAUUUUUUAGUAAAUAGAAGGAAUGAUAUGAAUUAUGAAAUGUAUAAUUCUAUUAAUUCUGGACACAUGUCUAAUAUAAAUAAUAAUACAAAUAAUUUACAAGAUGCUUAUAUAAAUAAAGAAUUACAUUAUAUGAACAGUGAUAAAAUAAAUAUAUCGAAAAAUCAUCAGAAUGUUCAUAUGGCAGCAUAUAAUAAUAUGGAUAAAAAGAACUUAAAUAAUAAUAUGAUACCAUUAAAUAAUAAUAUUAAUAUGACGACAGAUGAUCAAAACUAUUUUUAUCAUUCAACUACAAAUAAUAAAAUUAAUAAUACAAUGAAGGAAAAUAACUUUAAUAAUAAUAUGAAUAUUGUAAAUAAUACUUUUUAUAAUAACCCUGAUAAUAGCUUUCUUAAUAUUACAAGAAAUGAAAACGAACAAGGUAUAUAUGUAAAUAAUAAUAUCAUCAACAAUUUUAACAACCAAAGUGUAGAUAAAAAUAUUAAUAAUAAUAGUAAUAUAAACAAAAACGUAGAAUCUAUAAAUAAAUUCAAUCAUUUAUACAACAUGCAAAACAUGCAUCCUUUCAUUCCAAAUAUGACUAAUGGAAAAAAUGGGAACCUGGAAAACAAUGCAAACUUAUCCAACAAUGUAAAUAGUGUAAGUACUAUAAGUGAAUUGCAUAAUUUUAAUUAUGUGAAUAAUAUGGACAUGAAUAGUAUGAGCAUGAAUAAUAUGAAUAAUAUGGACAUGAAUAAUAUGAAUAAUAUGAAUAAUAUGAAUAAUAUGAACAUGAAUAGUAUGAGCAUGAAUAAUAUGGACAUGAAUAAUAUAAACAUGAAUAAUAUGAACAUGAAUAAUAUGAAUAUGAAUAAUAUGGACAUGAACACUAUGAACAUGAAUAAUAUAAACAUGAAUAAUAUAAACAUGAAUAAUAUAAACAUGAAUAAUAUAAACGUGAAUAACAUGGAUAUGAAUAAUAUGAAAAAUCUAGCUAAUUUUAACCAUGCAUAUCAAUAUAACAGUAUUCCUCAAUUUAAUAGUUCAUCACGUUUUAAUAAUAUAACUCAGGUUAAUAAUGGGAUAUCUCACAACGUUAAUCAUGUGUCCAAUUUUAAUAAUACAGCGCAUUUGGACAAUUCAAAUAAUAUGAAUAGAUUAAGUGUAGUCAAUAAUGUAAGUGACAUUAAUUCUUUGCAUGACCCAUUGAAUGAAAUGCAUGUAUUAAAUAAAAAUGUAAAUAUGCAGAACGAGAACCAUUUUAAUGGUAUGAAUGAUGAGAUGAAAAAUUUUAACAAUGUACAGCGCAUUAAUAGUAUAUCACAUAUUCCUUAUAUGAAUAAUCUGAAAAAUUAUAAUGAAAAUACGAAUGUAAUGAAAGGCAAGGGAAGUACGAAUAGAAAAAAAAGUAAUAACGUAAAAAUUAAUAACAAUUCUGGGAGUGUAAAUGCGCGAGCGAUAUUUGAAAAUAAUCAGAGUGCUGCACAUAGUAAUGUUCCGAUGGGAAACGUUGAUAAGGUAAUUAAACAUGAUCGUUUGGAUAAUGAUCUGAAAAAUAUGAAUAAUAUGAAUAAUAUGAAUAAUAUUAACAAUAUUAACAAUAUGAAUAAUAUGAAUAAUAUGAAUAAUACAAGUAUUUUAAAUAAUAAUAAUAAGAAAAUUUCCAAAAGAGGAAGGGCCAAGAAAAAUAGUACCAUUAAUAUAAAUAAUAUUAAUAAAAUGAAUAAUGCGAAUAACAAGAGUAGUGUAAUCAAUAUGAACAAUAUGAACAAUAUGAAUAAUAUGAAUAAUAUGAAUAAUAUGAAUAAUAUGAAUAAUAUGAAUAAUAUUAAUAAUGUGAAUAAUAUCAAUAAUGUGAACAAUAUGUUUAAUGUAAACCCCCAAAUGAAUAUCAUGGGUUUAAUGAAAGAUAUAAAUAACAAUAAACUUAUGAAUAAUUAUGUUAAUGAUAAUAAUAUAAUGAAUAUUGAAGGUAGCAUGAAUGAGAAUUAUAAUUUUGAGGGUACAUUAAAUAAUAAAAACAUUUCAAAUAAUAAUAAUAUAAAUGAUAAGGGUGGUUGUUUAAAUACAUUGAAUAAAAGUAAAAGUAGUUCUUAUAUAAAAUCUAAUAGAAAUCUUACAAUACCAGUUAAUAUGUAUAUGAAUAAUACAAACAUGCAUAAUUCAAAAGCUUAUGUAAACUAUGAAAAUCAAAGUUGGAUGGCACAACAAGCUUGUAAUAAUAAAAACAUCUUAUUAAAUGAAGGUCCAAGGCAUAUUGAUAAUAAUAAUAUUAAUAACAAUAAUAACAAUAAUAACAAUAACAACAAUAAUAACAAUAAUAACAAUAAUAACAAUAAUAACAAUAACAAUAAUGAUCUUAACAACAAUAAUAAUAAUAAUCACAGUAUUAUUAAUAAUAAUAUUGUUCAGGGUAUACAUCGUGGAAGUGUAAUAAAUAACCAGAAUUUAGACGAUCUAUCUUAUAACCCUAAUGAUAUUUUUCUUGAAAAAAAUACACUUACGAAUUAUAAUGAAAUGUUAGGAUCUGCAUAUAAUAAUAUGUAUGAUAAAAAUGUUAUAAAAGGUAAUAUGAAUCUUAUCGGCAAGCAUAGUAAUUAUGACUUAAUGAAGAAUGGUCAUAUGAUAAAUGAAUAUAAAUUAAAUAUGCCAGAAAUUCAAAAGGGUAUGAAUGAAGUGGGGAAAAAAAAAGCACCUCGUAGGAGAGCUAAAACAAUUAAUUUAAAAAGUAUAAACCGUUUUAAUACUGUUUCUUUAGGUUUGAAGGGAAAUCCUAAUAUGGAUAAUACUGACAAUAUGAAUAAUAUGGUCAAUAUGAAUAAUAUGAAUAAUAUGGUCAAUAUGAAUAAUAUGAAUAAUAUGGUCAAUAUGAAUAAUAUGAACAAUAUGAAUAAUAUGAAUAAUAUGAAUAAUAUGAAUAAUGUGAACAAUAUGAAUAAUAUGAAUAAUGUGAACAAUAUGAAUAAUAUGAAUAAUGUGAACAAUAUGAACAAUAUGAACCAUAUGAACAAUAUGAAUAAUGUGAACCAUAUAGAUAAUAAUAUGGUUCAUAAUUUGAACCAUAUGGUUAGCAACUUGAAUUAUAUGGAUAAUAAUACAAACCAUAUGAAUAAUAACAUUAACAAUGCAGGUAAUAAUUUGAAUGGUGAAUUUUCCAAGCGAAUUUCAUAUAACCAUUCAAAGAGUAGUGAAAAUAUAAAAGAGAUGAUGCAACCUCAUAAUGAAGCAAAUGAUAUAUCAGGAAAUAAUAUAAGUGAUAGUAAUAAUAUUACUCUAAAUAAGAACAUUGUAGAAAUGAUUUUAAGAAAUAACAAACCCAGCAUAGAUAAAAAUAUGCAUGAUAGUGUCAAUAGAUCAUAUACUAGCUUCUUAAUGAAUAUUGGAUCUUCCUUUUUAAAGAAAAAAAAAACAUCAGAAAUUAAAAAUGGGGGAAAUAAUAUCGAAAAUAAUAAAGGUACAGUAAUUAUGAACAAUCAGGUAGAAGAGAAAGGGAAAAGUGAAAAUAAGAGCAUGUUGGAGAUAAAAAAAGAGGAACAAAUAAAAAAUGUAGUAUAUAAUAAUAAUAAUAAUAAUGAAAAAGAUCAAACUGGGGAUCAACUUCAAAAUACAUAUUAUAAGCAAGACCAACUUCAAGAUCAAAAUAAAAAUCAAGGUCAAAUUCAAGGUCAAAAUCAAGAAAAUAAGCUAGACCAACUUCAAAAUCAAGAUAAUAAGAUAGAACAACUUCAAAAUCAAGAUCAUAGGCAAGACCAACUUCAAAAUCAAGAUAAUAAGCUAGAUCAACUUCAAAAUCAAGAUAAUAAGAUAGAACAACUUCAAAAUCAAGAUAAUAAGCAAGACCAACUUCAAGAUCAAAAUAAAAAUCAAGGUCAAAAUCAAGAAAAUAAGCUAGACCAACUUCAAACCCACGAUCAGUAUCAAUAUCAAAAUCAAAACCACCAUCAAUAUCAAUUUCAAUACCAAUGUCAUUACCCAUAUCAAUACCAGGUCCAGGGAGUAGGCGAGGCAAUAAAUAAUAAAGAAAUGGAAGAAAACAUAAACAAAUUAAAUGACGAAUCGGAUGAAAAUAAUAAUUUGGAAAAUAUGGAUGAAGAAGAAAUAACUAACAAAUCAGUAAUAAGCAAUACAAUGAAUAUGUUAGAACUGAAAAAUGAAAAUAAUAAUGAGAUGAUGAUUAACAAUAUAAAAAAAGAAGAAGAAAUAUCUGCACAAAUAAUGGAACCAGCAAAAAAGAGGGGAAGGAAAAAAGGAAGUAAAAUGAUCCACAAAAAUAUUACGAAUGAACAUAUUUUAUCUCAGUUAAAAGAACCAAAGAGAAAAGGAAGAAAACGUAAAACAUGGAUACAACAAUUAGAUAAUUAUAAUAAACUUGAAGAUAAUAAAUUAAAAGAAUAUACAAAUAAUAUAGACAUAAGAGAUGAUAAUAAAGCAAAUACACAAAAUGGAGAUGUAACAACAAAUGAUGUAACUACAUUAUGUUGUAAUAAAAGAGCAAAAUAUGAAAUCAUUAAUCCAAAUAGUAUUCGAAAUAUGUUUACUUUAUUAAGAAAUAAAUUAAGUAAUUUAAAUGUAAAAAAUACAAUGAAUAGCCAUUCUGAAAUAAAUAUGUUAAUUAAUAAUUUUUUAUAUAUCUUAAAAGUAAUGAAUAAACAUAAACAAAUGUUAGAAAAUAUAUAUACCAUCAGUUUUACAAAUAUUGAUGAUAUAUGUGUAAGAAAUUAUUUAGAAAAACAUUUCCCUCUUAUAAAAGGAUAUAGAAAUAAAUAUGAAAUUACUGAUGAUCACUUCGUUCAAGGAAACGGUGAUCGUCGCCUGUCCAAGGAGAUUAAUUGUUUAAGUGAAAAUGGGGAUAUUGCUUUAAAUGAGAACCAUGAACAAAACGAAGAAAAUGAAAAUAAUCAAAAUAAUCAAAAUUAUGAAAAUAAUCAAAAUAAUCAAAAUUAUCAAAAUUAUCAAAAUAAUCAAAAUAAUGAUAUGUCACCAAAUAACAUCCCUCUUAUUCAUAAAAACGUAAAGGAUGAAAACAAUUUUGAAACAGUAUUUUUAAAAACACGUAGUUCUUUUAGUAGUGUAGAUAGUAAUAUUAUUCAUAUUGAUAAUAUACAAAAUUUUAAACUUUCCAAUUCUUCAGAAAAUAAAUUAAACCAAUUUGAAAAAAAAACUGUAUUAUUAUCCAAUGAUAUUUUAUGUGAAACCAAAAAUGAAAUUGAGCAAAGUUGCAUGAACAGUCAGGAAAAAGAAGAAAAUUACCUGCACUAG